AUGAGUAAAAAAUUUAUUAAAAUAAGUAAUACAAAAUUGAAUUAUCUUAUGAAUCAAGAUCAAUUCAAAAAAAUUAUUGAUAAUAAUUCAUCAUCAAUUACACCUUCAUCUACUAUAUCAUCAACAUCAACAUCAACCACAACUAAACCAACCAGUAACUCUACCAAGUCAAAUGCUCAAGCUUCAGCAAAUACAACAUCUUCAUCAAUACAUUCAACUAAAUCAACUUUAAGAAAGAAAAAAUCAUCAAAUACAUUAACUCCAUCAAACUCUCAACAUUCGACAAACACAAGCACAACCAAUAAUUCAAAUCAUGUACUAAAUAAAAAAUCGUCAAUUGCUGAUUUUAUACAAGGUAAUGCAAAUUAUAGAACAAGUCCUGAAAAUCCUUCUUCAUAUCAAGAAACCAUAUUUAAAAUUUUCACUUAUAUAAUAAUUUUAUUACCAACUUUAACAUCAAUUUUGUUUCCAAUAAACUCAAAUUCAAUUCCCAAAAAUGAACAAAUUGGAAAUUUUAUAAUUGAUUUAUUAACUGUUAUAUUAAUAAGUUGGGUAGUUAGAUUUACAAUGGAAUGGCCAUAUAAUUGGAUGAAAAAAUUACAACAAACAAAAUCAAAACUAUAUAUUGAAUUAAAAUCAAUAAAUAAUUUAAAUAAUGAAAAUGCUGAUAAAAUUAUUUUAUUAAUUAGAAAAAUUUAUACAUUUGAAAUUAUUGCAUUAAUUUGUUGUUUAAUAUCAUCAAUUUUUAGUUCAUUUUUAUUAAUUUGGACAAGAAAAUAUACAAUUAUUGAUCAAAAAAGGAAAAAAAUGAUUUUUAAUAAUGUUAAUAUUGCUUUAUUACAAUUUUGGUCAAUUUUUAGAAUUAUGAUUACAUUUAUUGAAUCUUUACAAAAUUCUUCAUUAAAUUUAAAUAAUUCUUCAAUUCAUUUACAAAAUAAUAGUAACGGUAUUUCAAAUUGGUUACAAGAUUUAAAAUAUUAUUUUUUACCAAAUUUAACAAAUCAAAUAUUAUUAGAUCAUUUACAAAUCAAUAAUAAACAAUUGGAUAAAUUAAAAUUAGAUUUAUUAAAAAUUAAAAAAGAAUUAAAAUCAAGAGAUGAAUAUGAUGAAUUACAACAAAUUCAAUUGAUUCAUCAACAUCAACAACAAGUUGAAGAAAAUAUACAAUUACAACAAUUACUUCAACAACAGCAGCAACAGCAGCAACAAUUACAACAACAGCAAGCUCAACAGCAGCAGCAGCAAUUACAACAACAACAAAUUAAAGGAAAUACAAUUCAACAACAAAUCAGUAAUUAUGAAACUCUAGAUCCAAAUCAAUCUAUUUCACCAUUUCCAUUAAGCUUAUCACCAAAAGAAGGUUCACCUGUAUCAUCACCAACAAUUGAAUAUUCCAGAUCUCAACUUAUGCAACAACAACAACACCCACAACCAUUACAAUUACAAAAACCAAUGUUACCAAGACGUAAAUCAUCUUUUGGUAAAAGUCCACUCAAAACAAUUGUUGAACAAGAAGAAGAUUUAGUAUUUGAAUCACUUGAAACUCCAUCUUUUACAAAAUUUGAUAAUAGUUUAAAUUCAAAAUUUAAUGAUUCAAAUUCAUCAUCAUUAAUAGGUAAUAAUCAUAAUCAUAACGAAAAUUAUCAAACAAAUUCAAAUAAUUUAAAUAGUAUAAGUUUAUCAAAUAUUGAAUUUUUAUCAAUAAUUAAAAAAACAAUCAAAAAUUUACAAAAUGAAAUUUCAAUAUUUGAUUUUAUAAUUCAUCCAAAUUUUGUAAGUAAAAUAUUAUAUAAUGAAAUAAAUUCAAUUUUUAUACAAUUAAAAAUUCAUGAUUUUGAAAUUUUAAAAUUUUUUAUAUUACAAAUUUUUGAAAUUUAUAUCAUGAAUUUAUAUGUUCAUAUAAUGGAUCAUGUAUUUGAUAUUUUAAAUAAUCCAUUACUUUACCUUUGGAAAUUUAUUUUAUGGGGCUGUUUUAAAAUUCCAAUUAUUGGUUUAAAAUUUUAUUUUAAUAUUUUGUUUAGUAUACCAUUAUUAAUUUUAAAAUUAAUUUUAAUAAAACCUUUUAAAAUUGGUAUUUUCAUUUUACAAACUAUUAUAAGUAUUUUAUUAAGAUCAACUACUUCAAUUAUGAUAAAAGAUAAAAUAAAAUCAUCAUCUUUUGCACUAAAUGAUUAUAGGGAUAAAUUGAAGCAAAAACUUGAAAAAAAUAAUAAUGAAGAAGAAGAUCAAGAAGAAGAAGAAGAUGAAGAUGAAGAAGAAGUUAAUAAUUCACUAAAAGAAUCAAAUAAAAUUAAAAAUUUUAAAAAUUUAAAACAAUUUCAAAAUCCUUUAAUAAAUGAUCAAUUUACAAUGAAACAAUUUCAUUUAUCACCUACAUUAAAAUUAGAUAAUGAGAAUGAUGAAGAAGAUGAAUAUGAUUAUUUUUUAAAUAAUAAUCGAAGUAACAACCAAAAUUCAUUUACCAAGUUAAAUAAUCAAACAAAUCAACUCCCCCAAAAAAAAUUUAAAUUUAAAACAAAUCCUAUUAUUUCUGUUACUCCAAAUUCAAAUAAUAAAUUUAAUAAUAAGAAUGAAAAUUAUAAUUUUAAUAAUUCAAAUCAUAUAAUUUAUGAAGAUUAA
Messenger RNA from Lodderomyces pseudojiufengensis, 2619 nucleotides. RefSeq lists its product as uncharacterized. The coding region runs from base 1 to 2619 and encodes 872 amino acids. The record is from RefSeq and is a predicted model, not a curated record. The transcript has a single exon. Lineage: Eukaryota; Fungi; Ascomycota; Pichiomycetes; Serinales; Debaryomycetaceae.